AUGGAUAAACAAAAAAGGGUUAAUUGGGAAAGUGGAGAGAAAGAGCUACUAACUGAAAUCGUCACACCAUUUAUCAAAGUGAUUGAAAAUAAAAAUUGUGACACAAAUACGAAUAAGUCAAAACUAGAAGGGUGGUCACAAAUUUAUAAAGAAUAUAAUGGUAAUUCAAAAACUCAAAGAACAUUACUGCAAUUUAAAGGCGAAUGGAAAAGAAUGAAAAUAGUUGCCAAAAAAAAUGUUUCGUCAUAUAAACAAAAUUUAAAACAAACUGGAGGAGGUCCUCCACCAGAAUCAAUAAACAAAUUAGACAUGACAUUGCAGUCUUUAAUGCCAAUGGACUUUAUUAAAGAUGCAAACGAUUUUGACUGUGACAAUGACGGCUCAACUAAAAAGGUGUAG
This is a messenger RNA of Macrosiphum euphorbiae (potato aphid), 399 nucleotides long. NCBI's taxonomy places the organism in Eukaryota, Metazoa, Arthropoda, Insecta, Hemiptera, Aphididae. The record is from the annotation of a GenBank genome assembly.